Molecule: messenger RNA, 3417 nt
Organism: Pelmatolapia mariae (spotted tilapia)
Lineage: Eukaryota; Metazoa; Chordata; Actinopteri; Cichliformes; Cichlidae
Gene: ofd1
Product: OFD1 centriole and centriolar satellite protein
Exons: 23
Coding region: 101-3265 (1054 amino acids)
Biological process (GO): epithelial cilium movement involved in determination of left/right asymmetry
Cellular component (GO): ciliary basal body; centrosome
Molecular function (GO): protein binding
Source: RefSeq, a predicted model, not a curated record
ACCAAGCUUUUCCGUUGACGGUGGAUUUAAAUGUUUCAAGAACAAGAAAAGAGACGCGAAGGUUUGUGGUCGUCAGGCAGGUCUCGCAAAGAUCCCAGCUAUGUCCUCCUCUAAGGAAGAUGCGUUAUCCCCUGACGAGCUGAGGAAAAGACUCUAUCAGACUUUUAAAAGUAAAGGAGUUCUUGAUACACUCAAGGCACAGCUGCGAAAUCAGCUCAUCCAGGAGUUAAAAUACCCAGCUUUGGCAGGCCAAGAACCAGUUCCCAGGGCAGCACAUGUGAAACAUGAACCCAUUUUAGUUUCAGCCUGUAACAGCAUAGUGGCAGAUCAUCUCCAGAACUCAGGGUAUGAGUACACACUUUCUGUGUUCUAUCCUGAAAGCGGCUUAUCUAAAGACAAGGUUUUUACAAAAGAAGACCUCCUUCAGCUUCUUAAAAUACGCCCUGAAUCAAACCUUUACAAGUCAUUGUCUUCAAAUAAAGAAAAACAUGAUAGGGGGUUCCUGAUCAGCCUUCUAACACAGCUAACAGAUCAUUAUACUCGGAACCUGUGCCAUGAUGCCGACACUCAGACAAGUUUAUCAAGUUAUGGAGAGUCUCUUGUAGAGAAGAUGAAAACAAUAGAUCGGGAAUACGAGGGUUUGGGGUACAAUGAGGACAAAGUGUUUCCAUUACAGUCAAAACUGUCUGCGUAUAGAAAAGACAUUGAAGUGCAGAUGGAAACAGAAAUGAACUUAAAGAUACAACAUUUUAAAGAAGUUGAAAUUGCCAAGGUGAGGAUGGAAGAAAAAUCCAAAUUUCAUAAAGAAUUUGAAAGGUUGAAGCAGGAGCUGGAGAGGACUUAUGAAAUGAAGACAAAGGCCCUGAUGGAGCGAGAGAAAAAUGCUAUUGAUCGGUUGCAAAAACAGCAAGAGAUUGAAGAAAAGAACUUAUACAUUGAGAGACAGUCAGUGCUGAAGGAAAUUGAAACACUACGUAGCAGAGAAAAUGAGCUGAGGAUGAGAACAGAAGCCUUUGAAAAGACUUGUCAAAUUCAUGAGGAGAAGAUCAAGACAGCUGAAGAGCUGCUGAGGAGGAGAGAACUGGCUGUGAAAACCAUGGAGGACACAUAUGACCAGAGGCUGAAGAAUGAACUUUCCAGGUAUCAGCUUGAGCUAAAGGAGGACUACAUCAAGAGAACAGAAAAGCUCACAGAAAGUGAGAACAGAAACAAAGUGGAAACUGUCCGUAUCCAAAAGGAGUCAGCUGCAAUUAAUGCCAAAUUGGAGGACCACAGUAGAACGUGCUCAGAGCUGAAGCGGCUGCAGAUCGAGUUAGACACAGCACAGCAGCAGAUUUCUCUGCUGACUCAACAGAAGGAGCUGUUAAGGGAAAGAAUGGAGAGCAUGAGUGACUACCCCCGCUUAGCAAAAGAGAAAGCAGAGCUGCAGGGGCAGCUGCAGCUGCUAAAGAAACAGCUGGAGGAGGCCCAAGAGGAGAAACGGCUUCUUCAUGCAGAUUUGGGCAAACCAUCCAAAGAGCAACUAGCCUUGCAGUUGGAGCUUCAGAGGCUACAGAGUGCUCGCAGAUUGGAUGCGGAAGAAUUUGACAACCAGCAACAGGUGCUGCAGGCACAGCUCCAGAGUGAGAUGGAGCAAUGUGCCCAGUUCAAAGCUCAGCUGAUAGAGUGUAAAGAGAAAUCCCAGUGGAUGGCUAACCAUGUUGAGGACAUUAAAAUGCAGCUUCACCAAACUCAGCAAGCUCUUGAAAAUGAAGUGCUGCGUAAUCCCAAACCAUCUCUUGUUGAUCGCUCUGUACUAGAGCUCGGCGCUGACAAGCUGGUUCCUCCUGACAUCUAUGUGGACAGAACUCUGCUGAGGGCCAGGGUGGGUUAUGAUGUUUGUGAAAUAGAUGGCAAUCUGGGAGGAAGCAAAUCGCCUUGGAGUGAUGUACCAGAUUCUGAUUUGGAGUUGGUAGCUGAAGCCAAGACUCGGAUCAAGGAGCUGCAGAGGGAGGCUGAGACUUUAGAGGAAGCUUACAGGAACUACCAGCAGAGGGCAGUGCGCUCCACCAUCUCACACAUGCUUCCCCCAAGACCUCUUUCCCCACAACAACCACAUCCUUCUCAUUCCCCUGACUCUCCUCUUAGAAAACAUGACCCUCUCCGUUCACACAGUCACUUAGCCAACAAAAAAAAGAUCUCACACAGACCUCUGUCUCCUCAGUCUAUCCAAUCCCUCUCCAAUGGCACCAGAAGGACUUUACCAUCUGCACAAUCAAGAGUUACCUUCUCAGAAGAUCAUAACCAGCCACAGGCCACAUGUUUUGUUGACCACAGUCUCUAUUCACUGACUGAGCCUUUGUUCCUAAAAAAUGGAAAUGCUCCAGAUGAAAGCUUGGCUCUAUCCAACCACCCAUCCCCUACAACACAAUCUUCCUUCAAGAAUAAUCUUCAAAGAGAGCUUACAGAAGGGCCAGUCGUGUCUGCAGUCCCACUUCCACAGCUGUCGUCUGACAGACAGCUCUCUCCUGCCCUCCACAAUGAGGUGGUGACCUCAGAGGACUUGUCCUCCGAGCUCAGUCCACCUCGCAGUCCUCAGCUCAGGAGCACAGCACGCGACCAUUCCAGUCCACCAAAGCUACAGCAAGUCUUCUCCAGCUCAGAGUCUUCCCCACAGCCUGAGAAGAUAAGCCUUGAAGAUCUCACUGGAGGAUUAUCAGAGCCCGGCCACAUUCCAGAGCUUCUCCUGGACACUGCUGUCCCUCUCUCUGAGGAGGCCCCUGCUGCCCCCCACCCACAAGACCUCCCAAAAGACCUAAUAGACUCACAGGGCCAAACGGAAGUCCCACAAAGUUUGGGUGAAUCUGAAAAGAAAGAAGAUGAAGAACAAAGGUGGGAAAGAGAGCGGAAAGAAAGAGAAGAAAAAAGACAAAGGGAGCAAGAAGAAGCCAGAGAGAGAGAGCUGCAAGAACUUGAGCGACUAGAGAAAGAGAUGCUUUUGCAAGAGGUGGAAAAUUCAAAACAGGAAGAAGAAGAAGAAGAAACCGGGGUUAAGAAAGGAGUAGAUGAAGAAAUCAGUGGAGAGAAAUAUAAUGAGUCUAAAAGUGAAAAUCCACUGGACAAAUACAUGAAGAUGGUCUUGGAAGCAAGAGAGAAGCAACAUGCACAGAGCUCUCGAAGAGAAGAGGCAGAAUAUGCAAGCCCAGAGGCCAAGAGUUUGUCUGAGGAUAAAGAAGACAGCAUUGCAGCAUAUUCACACAAGGAUGAAGAUGAUGAUUUUUGGUGAGAUGACCAUCAGUUUGUGGCAUCAUAAUCUGAAGUGUAUAAACCUCUUUUCUUGUUGACAUUUCAAGAAUUUGCUGAUCAGUUCCACGUUUUCUUUUUUGUAUGAAAUUCAAAUAAAUGCAUUUUUUAAAAUCUGUAUACCAAUAAAUUCUA